UCGACUCAGGGAGCAACCUUGCGAUCUGAGUUGCGAAGUGAGGCUUCUGGGGAUAUUCCACAGCACCUCACGCGACGGUAAUUGGCUAGUCGAUUCUUAUGCGCUGCAGUCUAGUCUCAUACUUCAAUACAAAGACCUACGUUCUAACUCAUUCGUUUCCGUUCCUCCGCAGAUCGGCCACCAUCAGUUCAUCUGGUCUGACGCACUCUUCCUGGAGACUAUUACCCAGCGUAUCUGCUGAAAGUCGCAAAGCUGGCAUACCUUUACGUCUCCCCGCCUCUGUCGCCUUCGGCGUCUCGUAGCCCUCGAGAUCUGCUCUUACAGCCAUCCAGUAAGUGCGAUCGGACUGGAAUGGAUGGUAAUGAUCGUCGACAAAGACAGAGCAACACUCAAGGUUACCAAACACAAACCCAAAGCAUUCAAACAAACACGCGAUAUUCCCCAUCUAGCUCAGCCGAAGGCCAUCGACAAGCACCUUUGAACGCGCACCCGUCAACAUCUGCGCCCGGUACAGGACGUGGAACGGACGCAACCUCGUAUAACUACACAUACGGCGGGGAAGGAGCCCAGUACGUAAGACAACAGAUGCAGACUGGAACCCUCCAGUAUCCGGCCGACUGCUCGGCAGACUCUCAUCGCCCGUCUCAGCAGUAUUCACAAUAUGGAUCCAACAUAAUGUAUGGUGUUCAGCACCAGCAACCGGCACAGCAGCAGCAGCAACCCAGCCAACAUUCACCAUACGAGCCUGUGCAACAGUAUCAACCCCGACAAUCGGCAGCAAUUGAGGUAUUAACUUCCCAAUUUGGCGUUCCACAGCAUUAUUAUGUUGGAAGUGAGGCUGGCACGACGAAUGUGCCUGCAGCGGCAAUGGGAGCACCGAAUGUGUCGACCCAAUAUUCUGGGAUGUCUUAUACAGCACCGCAGAACCCGCUUCACAGAGAUCACCUUGGACCAUCUUUUGUUCCAGGGAUGGCUGACUCUGCACACCCCAGCUCCACCGGGGCUUAUGGACAACAGAGCUAUUCUUCACACGGCAGUUCCAGUGUUGACCAAGCGUACAGCAAAUACCAGACAGUACUGAAACAAACCUUCAGCCAAAUUGGUGAGGGCAAGUUGCAUGAAGCAGGUGUUUCUCUUAUCGAGAUAUCUGACUGGCUUCUGACCAAUGCUGAAGGGCUAGUACGCGACGAGCAAAGUAUGCACGCUGAACGACUGAAGCUGUGGGAGGAUUUCAACCAUUGCUGGCUCACUGCUCUUCAAAGACAAAAAGAAAUUACGGAGGAGAGUCUUGAAUCCGGCCAACGACCACGUCCAACUCAGACUUUGAUGGGGUAUGAUCAGCUGGAGAAUCUUGGUCGGGAGCUAGUGAGGCUUUGUGAUCUGAUGGAAAAGCAUGGCUUGGUAGACUAUCAGAUGGGCGUCUGGGAAGAAGAGAUAAUCUCAAUGCUCACGGCAUGUCUGGACUUGAUUGAGGACCAGCCGCGAGGCUCGACCGGCUCGACUGCUCGAGGCUCCAUUCCACCAACGUCACGACGAAGGUGACACUGGAAAGUGGCAUUUUCACACAAGUCUAGAUAGAUGGCUCAUGGGAACGCGACAGCAAUGAUGCAUACUGAUUGCAUGAUACAUGUCUUGAUUGGACAUAUCGCAUUGACCAUUUCUGGACGGAAACACAUCGACGGGCAAU
Molecule: messenger RNA, 1687 nt
Organism: Pseudovirgaria hyperparasitica
Lineage: Eukaryota; Fungi; Ascomycota; Dothideomycetes; Acrospermales; Acrospermaceae
Exons: 4
Coding region: 352-1542 (396 amino acids)
Source: RefSeq, a predicted model, not a curated record